Paracoccidioides lutzii Pb01 is the source of this 930-nucleotide messenger RNA. RefSeq lists its product as hypothetical. The coding region runs from base 1 to 930 and encodes 309 amino acids. The transcript has a single exon. The record is from RefSeq and is a predicted model, not a curated record.
AUGAUAUCGCCGCGACCGACGCCUGAUUUGCCCGAUCAGCCAAAGCAGCAGUCAAUGGUGCACGAUUUAGAAGAACAGCAACCGACUCGGAAUCAGAAUCAGAAUCAGCAAGAUCAACAGCAACAGCAAGAGGUGUUACAGCAAGAGGAACAGCAGGAAGAACAGCAACCGACUCAGAAUCAGAAUCAGCAAGAUCAACAGGAAGAGGAACAGCAAGAAGAACAGCAAGAGGACAAAAGGCAACAAUACCAACCGUACCUUCAACAGCUCCAGCACCAGGGGUCUCCCAACCUCAGUGGCCCUAACCACGAGGAUGAGUACAUCCCCGGCUGCCUCCCACUACCUUACCUCGACACCUCCGCUACAUCCACCCGCCUUUCCCCGAAAAACUCUAGUAAGCCCGUGAGAUUCUAUGCAGCGCUCCAACUCAGCACCCCGGGUUCCGCAUCCACCUCCGCUCCGCCAUCACCCAGCCUCACUUCUCAAACCCCCUUCAUGGGCUGCUAUGCCUAUUAUCGAGGAUCUUCUGUCUCCCUAUCAUUCCCAGACCACUACAGCGCCAGUACAUUUUCCACUUCUCUACCGCACAGCUCGAUGACAGGCCGACCCGCCUCAAUAGCUGCUGUUUCAACACUGACUUUAACCUCAAUGUCCUCAGAAGUCACGUUCCCUAGGCCGCUUGAAAGGAUCAGUCAGUCCCAGUCCCCGACCCCGAUCAAGCCUACAAAAUAUCGAACGUUCUUAAGUGGAAUGUCGUUGUCUUCGCGGAAGAAGGGAAACAUGCGGGAGUCGAUGCUUAGUCAACCCUUUGGAAGAGGUAGUGAUAGGGAUGCUGCUGUUGCUGAUGGCGCAGGGGGGCAGAAGGAGACGAGAUGGUCUCGGUCAGGUUUACGGAUAUUAGGGAGGUUGGUGAGGAGGGAGAAACAAUGA